AUGGCGUUCCAAGGACAGAAGACGUUCAAGCUCAACACCGGUGCCCAAAUCCCAGCUCUCGGGCUGGGAACGUGGCAGGAUGCGGCUGCUCAAGAGGCUGCGGUCCUUGUAGCGCUCCAAGCGGGCUAUCGCCACAUCGAUACUGCUAGAUGCUAUGGUACCGAAAAGGCUGUUGGAAAGGCCAUCAAGCAGAGCGGCGUGCCGCGGAGCGAGAUCUUCGUUACCAGCAAGCUCUGGAACAACAAGCACCACCCUGACGAUGUCGGUCCGGCACUGCAGGAAACAUUGGAUGAUCUGGGUCUUGAUUAUCUUGAUCUUUUCUUGAUGCACUGGCCCGUUGCAUUUAAGCGUGGAGAUGAUAUGUUCCCCACCGACAAGGAUGGGAACAUGAUCACUGACAAAAUUGAUUAUGUUGAUACCUACAAAGCUAUGGAGAAGCUUCUCAAAGAUGGCAAAGUCAAGGCUAUCGGAAUCAGCAACUUUGCCAAGAAGGAAGUCGAGCGUGUGCUGAAAGAAGCAGACGCCGUCCCAGCAGUCCACCAGAUGGAGUGCCAUCCAUGGCUGCAGCAAAAGGAAUUCAUGGAGUUCCAUAAGGAUAAGGGUAUUCAUGUCACCCAAUACUCACCAUUUGGCAACCAGAACGAGAUUUAUGGAGGUCGUGAGAAGCACGGUCAGCUGGUGAACGAUAAGACGCUAGUUGAGAUAGGCCAAAAGUACAGCAAAACUUCAAACCAAGUUGCUUUGGCAUGGGGCAUCGCUCACGGCCGUUCUGUCAUCCCGAAGUCCAAGUCGCCGGAGCGAAUCACUCAAAACUUUGACAUCGCCUUUACGCUUGACAAGGCGGAUAUUGAUGAGAUUGAUAAGCUGGACAAGAAGCUCCGCUUCAACGAUUCUAGCAAAGACUUCGGAUAUGAGUUAUUCACUGACCUCGACGGCAAAUAA
Molecule: messenger RNA, 942 nt
Organism: Penicillium subrubescens
Lineage: Eukaryota; Fungi; Ascomycota; Eurotiomycetes; Eurotiales; Aspergillaceae
Product: aldo/keto reductase
Exons: 4
Coding region: 1-942 (313 amino acids)
Cellular component (GO): cytosol
Molecular function (GO): aldose reductase (NADPH) activity
Source: RefSeq, a predicted model, not a curated record